GCCCGCCCCGGCGCGGCGGUUCCGGCAACGCGGCGUUCCGCCGGCUGCCGUGACCUGGCCGCGGGUCCUCGGCUCUCUGAGGGUCGCACGGCGCCGCCGCCAAAGUCCAGCCCGGGCCUGGGCUCGGUGCCGCAGCCCCGGGGUGCGCCGCGUCCUGCUGGGCCGGCGGGGCUGGCACGAGGGCUCCCGGUGAGCUGCCGGCGGAGGCGGCCGGGGCAAGCGAGCCCCGUCGCAGGCACGGAUGAGCUCCCUCGGGUGCUCGGGAGUCACGCGCUGGGCUGGAUCCAUGGCUAACAGAUGAGCCCUCUGCAGAGGGAAGGAACGCUCUCUGCUCCCAGGUCAGGGAAACAUGUCCCGUCGGAAACAGACCACUCCUAACAAAGUUCACUUGAACAUUGCUUUUUUAUCUGCAAUACAAGUGAUUGUAUCUCCAGUCCUGGUUUUGGAGGAAGCUGUCUGACAAACACGCUACCAGGGGGCAGGAGGUUAUAGCAUCAGGUGUGUCACGGAGUGGAGUUCUGGGACCUGUUCAUCUCCUUUACAUGCAGUCCGUUGCUACAGAGCAACUAUUCAGCAGGAGCCAUCGAGAGCAGCAAGUAGGACCACAAGAAAAUAAGGGGACCGAGAGAUACCAGAAACUUGUCAAUGGUGAUGUCUUCACCUUGGGAUGGAAAAUCUUGUCUGUCUUAUGAUGAACACCACGAAAUCGUUGGGACUUCUCUGUCUACCUAGCCUGCUGUGUGUCUGGAGGGCCCAGAAAUGCCGUGCAGUGCCCUGACGAGGAUAAUCGGAGAAAACAACGGCUCCAAGAACGGGGUGAGCCAGCAGAAUGAGGAGGCAGGCUGAGACAUAGCAGACACGUUACUGGGACUUCUUCACAGGGACUGCAGUGGUUGGGAGGAGAGGAAUGAAAGGGACAGCAGGUCUCUUCAUUUCACCCACCUUUCUCUUUCUCUUGCAAUGCUUUUUUGGUCUAUGGACUUUUAUCCUGGUGAUUUGUGGGUUUCUGCUUCUUGGAGAGGCACUGGAAUUCUGUGGUGUCUGCUGCUUGUACAGUCUGUAUCUCAGUCCCACCAAUGUGAGGCUGUGGUCCCGAUAUAAAAACAGCACUCCAGGUCAUGAAAACCAUUCAGUGCUGGAAUGGCUUCUGAAGAGGUGUCACAGCGGUCAUGAUGGUCCCUGCUGCUUUCAAUGACAGAGACUUGGUGCUCCUCAGCACCUCUCCUCAGGCACAUGGAUUGUGCUCUCAAAUCUUCUCUACAGCACUUUCUCACAUUUCUGAAAGAGAAUGAUAAAAGCCUUCAAAUGCUUUCGGAAACCUACAUGGGGACAUUGGGAACUAAAACUCUUCUCCCACAGUCUCAGUGAAACUUCUGAAGGUCUUUGAAAUCUUCCAUAAAUCACAGCUUUUUAAAGCCCUGUCAGAAUUGCAAGGUGAGCUCCAAGGAAGGCAGUGUGAGUGGGAACAUGGAGCAGCACUGGCUGGAACAGUUCAGCACGUGGGAAUGUACCUGUCCUUGUAACAGGACUGGUGCUCUCUCUCAGGAGUUCAAUUUCCUGGUUAUACUGGUGCCAGCUGUGGCCCUGUACUAAAAGGUAACUUUGUCUUCUGGAAGCUAUGUUUUGAUUUUAUGUGAAAAAUGCACUGCGUUUUCCCUGGCAUUUUCACAUUUGUGCUUUGAAUGGUUCUUGAGCACUUACAAAUCAGUUGAUAAAUGCAACCCAAAAGCCAGCCUGCUGGGAACUUCAGCACCUUUCCCAAGCCUCCCAGCUCAUCCACUGGAAAAGGGGAGCAAGUCUUUGCAGGGCUGGAGGAGCAAGCCCGCCAAGCCAUGAUGAAAAAUAACUUUCCUGGAACUCUUGGAGACCAAAGGCCAACAAUUCAUCCACUGCAAGACCCUGACUCCAGCAGCAGUGGCAGCGAUGAUGAGGAAACCACUCAGGAUGAAGUUUCUUCCCAUACAUCUGAGGAAGAUGGCUCAAUGGUGAAAGUGAAGAAGGAAUUAGAAAAUGCAGAACAACCUGUGGCUGGAACCCCGUUGAUAAAAGAAAAUGAGGUGCCUGAGAGUGGCAACGCUGAGCCCACACUGGGCCUGUCACAAUGCCCCCUCUGCCAGCUCGAGUGUGGAAGCAGAGAUCAACUCAUCACACACGUCUACCAGCACACUGGAGCGGUGGUGAGUGCCAAGAGCUACCUGUGUCCUGUGUGUGGCAGAGCCCUCAGCUCCCCAGGAUCCCUUGGGAGACAUCUCCUGAUCCACUCAGAGGACCAGCUGUCCAACUGUGCAGUUUGUGGAGCACGCUUCACCAGCCACGCCACCUUCAACAGUGAGAAGCUGCCCGAGGUGCUCAGUGCGAAUCGGCUGCCAGCACCACAGAGCCAGGGUGCCUCCAGCGCGGAGGGCAAGGAUGUUGCCUUCUGCACGCCCGUGUAUCCUGUGGGCAUCCUGCUGGUGUGCAACAACUGCGCCGCGUACCGCAAGCUGCUGGAGGCACAGAGCCCCGGCGUGCGCAAGUGGGCCCUGCGGCGCCAGAACGAGCCCCUGGAGGUGCGGCUGCAGCGCCUGGAGCGGGAGCGCACGGCCAAGAAGAGCCGGCGGGACAAUGAGACGCCCGAGGAGCGCGAGGUGAGGCGCAUGCGGGAUCGGGAAGCCAAGCGGCUGCAGCGCAUGCAGGAGACAGAUGAGCAGCGGGCACGGCGGCUGCAGAGGGACCGGGAGGCCAUGCGCCUGAAACGCGCCAACGAGACCCCCGAGAAGCGGCAAGCCCGGCUCAUCCGCGAGCGUGAAGCCAAGAGGCUCAAGCGGCGCCUGGAGAAAAUGGAUAUGAUGCUCCGGGCACAGUUUGGCCAGGACCCCUCUGCCAUGGCCGCUCUGGCAGCUGAGAUGAACUUCUUUCAGCUGCCAGUGAGCAAUGUGGAGCUGGAGAGCCAGCUGCUGGGCAAGAUGACCUUUGAGGAGCAGAGCAACAGCGCGUUGCACUAAACCACAGCCAGGAACUGUGCUGCCUUUGCUGCACCUGCCACAUGUGCACUAGCGGGCUUCUGCACUCAGGAGGCUGCUGUGGGUCCCUGCCCGACCCUCCCUGACAGGUGGUUCUGGUUUUCCUCUGAACCCAGGAGGAGAACAGAGCUGAGAGAUGCCUGCCAAAGCAGCUCUGGUGGGAGCAGAUUCUGAGGAUAGAGUCUGCUCUGGGGGCCAAGUCACAGCCUGUGACAGAACGAAAAUAAAUUAAUGUAUUAAUUAACAUUAA
Messenger RNA from Motacilla alba alba, 3252 nucleotides. It is a transcript of the gene ZNF821, whose product is annotated as zinc finger protein 821. Lineage: Eukaryota; Metazoa; Chordata; Aves; Passeriformes; Motacillidae. The transcript has 10 exons. Gene Ontology annotation, cellular component: nucleus. Gene Ontology annotation, biological process: regulation of transcription by RNA polymerase II. Gene Ontology annotation, molecular function: DNA-binding transcription factor activity, RNA polymerase II-specific; RNA polymerase II cis-regulatory region sequence-specific DNA binding. The coding region runs from base 1716 to 2984 and encodes 422 amino acids. The record is from RefSeq and is a predicted model, not a curated record.